AUGUUUUCAAAGCGGUUUUUCGUUUUACUAGUCCUGUGCGUAAUCGACAAAUCACUUUCUAAAUUGUUUGCAUCCGAGGAAAUUGUACCUGUCAGGAUAAAUGAAAGAAGCAGCAGUCGUUUUUGGAAACGAAGUGAAGAACAGCCGAGGUUUAGACUCAGUGCCUUUGGCCGAGAUUUCACUUUGAAUUUAAGCCCAGAUAACAGUUUCUUAUCUACUACACUGACAAUUCAACGCAUCAAAGCAAAAGAUCUCUACACUUUACGCAGCGCCUCAGGUGCCCAUGGCAGACACACUUCAUCUGAUGCUGAAACUGAAACGGACUUUCACAACUUGAUAAACAAGACACAGGAGAUGGAAAGAGAUUUGAGAAGCUGUUUUUACUCUGGGACUGUGGACUCCAACCAAUAUUCUGUUGUUGCGGUCAGUCUCUGUUAUGGCAUCCUUGGAUCGUUUGUUACAGACGGGGUUGAGUAUUUAAUUGAGCCCAAAGUGCUCGGCUCAGGGAGAAGGGAGAGGUCCACUGAACAGUUACAUUUGAUCAAAAGAAGAACACCCACAGAAGCACCACAUGACACUCAAACUGUCUUUGAUCAACUGAGUGAGGAGAGUCGUGAAAAAGCUGACAAGGAAAGUUUUAAGCAUGAGGGAAAAGAUCCUGAGAGACAAUUACGAGGGAAACGCUUUGUAUCAGCACCACGAUUUAUUGAGACGCUGGUGGUUGCAGACGCGUCCAUGACACAUUUCUAUGGAGACGAGAUAAAGGUAGGAUAUAUUCGAUUAUUCGAUUAAUAUAGCCCAUGCUGAUUCAAUUAUUUGAUUGCAUGUAACAAAAAUGAAAGUGCCAUACUUUCACCAAAUUCUGCAUUGAUAAUUUACAACACUAGAAUUGGAAAGACACACUUUCCACAGAAUUGGAAAGACACAAUUGGAAGUUGUUUCCACAUAAUUUCAACCAAAAACAAUCAAUGUGAUGAAGUUGAAUCAACGUGUAAAACUGAUUGGAUUUGCAAAAAGUUAUCAAUGUAAGGGCAUUUCCUAUUUUUAUUCACCCAACCUUUAACAUAAAACCAAUGACAUGGUGACAUUUGUGGUUGAUUUCACGUUGAAUUCACUGUUAGUUACAACUCAACCAAAUGUAAAUCAAAACUAGAUGUUGAACUGACAUUGUGCCCAGUGGGAAGUUUUCUUAACAGGCUAGUUCAAGAUUGAAAUUUAAUCCAACUCCCAAUGUGGAAACACCCACAGUCAAAAUGUUUUAAAGAAAAACUCAUUUGUGUUUAAAUUGAAAAUAAUUAUAGCCUAUAUUUUGGGUGCAGAAACAAUGGUUUUGCUCUGCUCUGUCAUGAAAAACUAGGCUCUCCACACUUGCUGUUUAGCUGAUAUGCAUGGAGUAAACUAAGUUGGAGUAAUGAGGUCAUUUAAAAAAUAAGAGUGCAUAGAGAGUAAUGAUGGGAUUGGGAAACCUCUGAUAAGGUCAGGCAGGAGAAUUAUGCUUUGGCAGUAAUUUCGUUCCGCAUUCCUUAUGACUUAGCUACUAAAUCAUCACCAUUAAACAAUGUUGGGGUCAUGCAAGUGAUAAAGAGCAUGUGAGCAUUAUACGUUUUUAAAGAUACUUCCUAUUUAAAAAAAUAUAAAAUAAUUGUAAUUCCAGUCUGGCAGUUAUUUCACUCACUUAGUUUUUUCCCUCCAGUUUUAGCCUAAAUCAUCAUCACCAGUGUUGCCUUGUAAGCCUCCCUAAUAUCUAACUGCCUGUGUCCUCCCUUGCUCCAGCACUAUAUCCUUACCUUGGUCUCUGUGGCUGCCCAGCUUUACAAACAUCCCAGUAUCAAGAACUCUGUCCACAUGGUGGUGGUGAAGAUGGUGGUGGUGGAAGACGAGGAGGUUGGACCGUCACUCUCCAAUAACGGGGGAGUCGCUCUGCGGAAUUUCUGUGCCUGGCAACAACAGUUCAACCCGGCCAGCCAGAGGCAUCCUGAGCACUACGACACUGCUCUACUUUUCACCCGAGAGGUGAGCACUGCCUGCCCCAUAUGUAUACUGUUACACAUUACAUCAAUGUCACAGGAUAUCCCUAACCCCUUAUUCCAUAACCAUAUUACCAAAUGGUUUGGAGAGUUAAUGAAAUAAUGUAAGCAAACAGUGAUAUAUUUGAUUAUGUAUCCUCUAAUGAAAUACAAUUGGCUGUCUUAUGUCCAUGAAUCAGAUCAGAUGAGCUUUGAAACCUAUAGGGCUGAAGGCUCUCCUAUGAGCUAUUUUUAGAAUGGUUACAAAUCAGCCUUGAGUGACAAGACAUCCCUUAAAAUGGCCAAGGUAUGUGUGUAAUGUUGCUGCCCUGAAUUUGAUCUGCUAAAGAAUGUGUGCCACAUGCCUCGCCAUAAGAGAAACCAAAAACUUGAGACUUAAAUUGGAAGUAGUUUGCACAUGCUGUCUCCCAUGAGUGAUGCUUCUGCAAAACAAGGUGUAGACGUGCUGAGUUGAAUUCAGCAUGCCGCUCUAUGUCCAGAUGUCCUUUGAAUCAUGUACGGUUAUGUCUUGUGUUUUGGGUCAUAGGCCCCAGGAAACAUUUAUCUCAGUCACAGAGAGCCAGCCUGACAUGUGAAGGGAAAAUGUUGAGGCAUGUCGUUGAAAUAUAUCUCUGAUACCACACCAUUAAUUUCCCCACAUCAUAGAUCUGCUUCUGUCUGCCAGGAAUAUUUAUUUGCUUCAUUUAAUGAUGGAAACAUUGACAAACAAGUUUUUUUGGCAUGUGCUCUCAAGUGAAAAGAGAAAAAAACAACCAGGGACAAAUAGAAACGCUGUCUAAAGAUUCAUUGUUUGAAACCACUGCUGUCUGUCUUCCAGGAUAUCUGUGGACAUCAGAGUUGUGACACCCUAGGGGUUGCUGAUGUGGGAACCAUGUGCGAUCCAAAAAGGAGUUGCUCUGUCAUUGAGGAUAAUGGACUUCAAGCAGCUUUCACUGCUGCCCAUGAACUUGGUAUGACUUGUGCAUUAAAAAAUUUAAACUUUCUCAAACUUCUAUAUUGACCAUAUAUAAAGAUACUAUAGGUCUACAUACAUUUUGCCUCUUGUCAAAAAGGGUCCGCUAAAUGCACAGAAAUAUUGUCCACAAAUAACUUCAUUUGGACAGAAAGAGGCAUACACAUGAGCCAAAAGCUUAUGGAAAAGGUUGUUAGCCUACAACUAAUAAUUGUGUGGUUUAAUGAGAUAAGAACUUGAUAUGAACCAUACAGUCCACCCCCAAGCCUAAUGUAGAUAUAAACUAUUAGCAACUUUACUUCCAUAGCGUACCUUAAAUAGUGGUCCUCUGUAGCUCAGCUGGUAGAGCACGGCGCUUGUAACGCCAAGGUAGUGGGUUCGAUCCCCGGGACCACCCAUACACAAAAAUGUAUGCACGCAUGACUGUAAGUCGCUUUGGAUAAAAGCGUCUGCUAAAUGCCAUAUUAUUAUUAUUAUUAAUUUAAUUUGAAUGGGUGUUCAGGGUCCCUCUUUCAUCCCAUGAUCGGUACUGAAUACUGAUACAGUAUUGUUCUCCUUUAGGCCAUGUGCUGAGUAUGCCACACGACGACUCCAAGAAUUGCGAGAGGAUGUUUGGGAAUCUGGGCGGCCAUCACCUGAUGGCCCCUCUGUUCGUUCACCUCAACAAGACUUUCCCCUGGUCACCUUGCAGCGCUCUCUACAUCACAGAGUUCUUUGACAACGGACACGGUAUGUCAUGCUGAUAAACAACACUGACAACUCUGAUGUAGAAAACUUAUUUGGUAAGACUUUCUAUGAGGAAAGUGUUGGAAAGUGUUUAUUUUUAUUAAACGUUUUUAAUUGACUUGAUAUUACAAGAAAACAUUUUUACAUCUAUUGUACUUGUUUUAUUCUACUGCAUGUAUAUCACAACAUCUGAAUACUGUGUGUUGAGGUCAGAAGGCUGGACGUGAAUGAAAUCAGAUAAUUAAAUUUUAAAAACUCAGCAGUUGCUGGUAGCGCCAUUUUUACUAGAGCCUUCUAGGUCUGUUUUUACUAGAGCCUUCUAGUUUAAACCACUCUGUUAUGAGGGCCCAGUUUUCACUUCUGUAUUUUAUUUUACAAUAUCUACCCACUUAAACAAAUUAUGGCCUCUGACAACGACAAUAAAUACUCUUACAGGAGAAGUUACUUAUUGUAAGCCAUUAUGAAGGCUCAUAAUGCUUAUAACAAGAUAUAAAGCAUUAUACCUGCAGGCUUCAAUCAAUCAAUCAAUCAAUCAAAUGUUAUUUAUAAAGCCCUUUUUACAUCAGCAGAUGUCACAAAGUGCUAUACAGAAACCCAGCCUAAAACCCCAAACAGCAAGCAAUGCAGAUGUAGAAGCACGGUGGCUAGGAAAAACUCCCUAGAAAGGCAGAAACCUAGGAAGAAACCUAGAGAAGAACCAGGCUCUGAGGGGUGGCCAGUCCCUUUCUGGCUGAGCCGGGUGGGGAUUAUAACAGUACAUGGCCAUUAAGGCCAGAUUUUUCCCCAAGAUGUUCAAACGUUCAUAGAUGACCAGCAGGGUCAAAUAAUAAUCACAGUGGUUGUAGAGGUUGCAACAGGUCAGUAUAUCAGGAGUAAAUGUCACUUGGCUUUUCAUAGCCGGGCAUUUAGAGGUUGAAAUAGCAGGUGCGGUAGAGAGAGACAGUUAAAAACAGCAGGUCUGGGACAAGGUAGCACGUCCGGUGAACAGGAAAGGGUUCACAAGUGUUCACAAUGUUAACUCCACCUGUAGUUUCUCACCUCUGCUUUGCUUAUGUGCAAAGAUUAUCUGCAGUUGCACUACAAAAUCUCAAAAUGGAGAUGCAUUGGAGACAUGCAGAAUGCAGAGAUGCAGAAUCCAAGAUGGCGUAGCAGUGCGGUCGUGUACUCUGUGUGUGUCCGUGUAAAUAGCCUGUUCUUUGUAUAUUUUUGUAUUUUUCGUACAUAUUUCCCUAUCACACUUUUCAUCCUUCUACUAAAUAUACUUUCCUGCAACCCGCCUCACUCAAUGUGGAACGGAUUCUAUUAUUGACUUACCUUUUAUCUAGAAUCUCCAGUUGAACCUAGCUAGCCAGCUAACUAGCUACUUGCUAUUAACCACCGUUAGCGGUUUUCACCUAGAACAUCGGAUUUUCUGCCGGAAUAACUGAAUCACUGGACAUUAACACCGGAUCGCAACUAGCUAGCCGCAACCGAAUGGAUGUUGCUCUUGGCUAAUCACCACUGCCCCCGAAGCAAGCACCAGUUAGCCUUGAGCUAGCCUCGAGCCAGGCCCAUAUCCCGGCUUUCUACCUCUCUGUCUACCGGACGGGAGUAGCCAGCUAACUAGCUACUUGCUAUUAGCCACCGUUAGCGGUUUUUCACCAUUGUCCGUGGCCUGCACUACCUAGCCUGGACUAUUAUCGGCCAGUCUGCACUGUCUGCACAGCGCGUUAUCGACCCAGAACAUAUCGGUUUUUCUGCCGGAAUCACUGAAUCACUGGACCUUUAACACCGGAUCAUCGCAACUAGCUAGCUGCAACCAAAUGGAUGUUGUUGUUGGCUAAUCAGCCUUGAGCUAGCCUCGAGUCAGGCCCAUCUCCCGGCUAUCUACCUCUCUGUCAACCGGACGGGACCUCCUAGAGUCGACAUGGAGCCCCGCCGAUCCAUCACGACUGGUCUGCCGACGUAAUCGUCUGUGGUUUCAACAGGCUUCCCGUUGCGACGACCAUGAAGAUCCAUCUGCUAGCCCCGGCCCGCUAGCACAAGCAAACAACAGCCGUGCUUCCUGCUAGCUUGUGCUGUAGCACCAAUUCGAACUGCUCUCGGACUCACAUAUUGCUGUUCACUGGACCUUAUGAUCACUCAGCUGCACAGCUGAUGCCUGCUGGACUGUUCCUUUACACGGUACCCUGUCCUGUUUAUCUGUUUAGCCUCAGCCCAAACUUUCAUCGCCAUUACCAGUUGUUGUCUUAGCUCUCUCGAAUAACACCUGUGAUUGCUUUAUGCCUCUCUCCCAUAUCAAUAUGCCUUGCCUAUUGCUGUUCCAGUUAGUUCUUAUUAUACACUUUCACUGUAGAGCCCCAAGUCCCUCUCAAACUGCCUCAAAUAGCUCCUUUGUUCCACCCCCCAUACACGCGGAGACCGGCUCAAUCGGUGCCUCCAGUGAUGCUAUCUCUUUCAUUGUUACCCAACGCUUAGGUUUACCUCCACUGUACUCCUAUCCUUCCAUAUCCUUGUCUGUACAUAAUGCCCUGAAUCUAUUCUACAACGCCAGGAAAUCUGCCCCCUUUAUUCUCUGUACCCAACGCACUAGAAGACCAGUUCUUAAAGCCUUUAGCCGUAUCCUUAUUCUAGUCUUCCUCUGUUCCUCUGGUGAUGUAGAGGUUAACCCUGCAGUCCCCAGUAUCACUCCUACUCCCCAGGAGCUAUCAUGCUGCCAAACAUGCCCUCGUAAAACUGACUAUCCUACCGAUCCUUGACUUCGGCGAUGUCAUUUACAAAAUAGCCUCCAACACUCUACUCAGCAAAUUGGAUGUAGUCUAUCACAGUGCCAUCCGUUUUGUCUCCAAAGCCCCAUAUACUACCCACCACUGUGACCUGUACGCUCUUGUUGGCUGGUCCUCACUACAUAUUCGUCGCCAAACCCACUGGCUCCAGGCCAUCUAUAAAUCACUGCUAGGCAAAUCCCCGCCUUAUCUUAGCUCAUUGGUCACCAUAGCAACACCCACCCGUAGUAUGCGCUCCAGCAGGUAUAUCUCACUGGUCAUCCCCAAAGCCAACACCUCCUUUGGCCGCCAUUCCUUCCAGUUAUCUGCUGCCAAUGACUGGAACAAAUUGCAAAAAUCUCUGAAGCUGGAGACACUUAUCUCCCUCACUAACUUUAAGCAUCAGUUGUCAGAGCACCUUACCAAUCACUGCACCUGUACACAGCCCAUCUGAAAUUAGCCCGCCCAACUACCUCAUCCCUAUAUUGUUAUUUAUUUUGCUCAUUUGUACCCCAGUAUCUCUAUUUGCACAUCAUCUCUUGCACAUCUAUCAUUCCAGUGUUAAUACUAAUUGUAAUUAUUUUGCACUAUAGCCUAUUUAUUGCCUUACCUCCAUAACUUGCUACAUUUGCACACACUGUAUAUAUACUUAUUUCUGUUGUAUUUUUGACUUUGUUUUGUUUUACCCCAUAUGUAACUCUGUGUUGUUGUUUUUAUCGCACUGCUUUGCUUUAUCUUGGCCAGGUCGCAGUUGUAAAUGAGAACUUGUUCUCAACUGGCUUACCUGGUUAAAUAAAGGUGAAAUAAAUAAAAUAAAUAAAAAAUGUGUUGACUUCUGUAACCGAAAAAGCAUUGGUUAUUUGCAUGAUAACAUCAGAAGCCUCCUCCCUAAGUUUGAGUUAUUCACUGCGUUAGCACACUCUGCCAACCCUGAUGUUCUAGCAGUGUCUGAAUCCUGGCUUAGGAAGGCCACCAACAAUUCAGAAAUGUCCAUCCCCAACUACAAAACUUUCCGUCUAGAUAGAACUGCCAAAGGGGGUGGAGUUGCAAUCUACUGUAGAGAUAGCCUGCAGAGCUCUAUCAUACUAUCCAGGUCUGUGCCAAAACAGUUUUAGCUCCUACUUCUAAAAAUCCACCUUUCCAGAAAUAAGUCUCUCACUGUGCCGCUUGCUACAGACCCCCCUCAGCCCCCAGUUGUGCCCUGGACACCAUAUGUGAAUUGAUUGCCCCCCAUCUAUUCUCAGAGUUCGUACUGCUUGGUGACCUAAACUGGGAUAUGCUUAACACCCCAGCCAUCCUACAAUCCAAACUAGAUGCCCUCAAUCUCACACAAAUUAUCAAGGAACCUACCAGGUACAACCCUAAAUCCAUAAACAUGGGCACCCUUAUAGAUAUCAUCCUGACUAACUUACCCUCUAAAUACACCUCCGCUGUCUUCAACCAGGAUCUCAGUCCGUAACGUGUCCGCGGUCAAACGACCAUCCCUCAUCACUGUCAAACGCUCCCUAAAACACUUUAGCGAGCAGGCCUUCCUAAUUGACCUGGCCCAGGUAUCCUGGAUGGGUAUCGAUCUCAUUCCGUCAGUAGAGGAUGCCUGGUUGUUCUUUAAAAGUGCUUUCCUUUCAAUUUAAAAUAAGCAUGCCCCAUUCAAAAAAUUCAGAACAAAAACAGAUAUAGCCCCUGGUUCUCCUCAGACUUGACUGCCCUUGACCAGCACAGAAACAUCCUGUGGCGUACUGCAUUAGCAUCGAAUAGCCCCCGCGAUAUGCAACUUUUCAGGGAAGUUAGGAACCAAUAUACACAAGCAGUUAGGAAAGCAAAAGGCUAGCUUUUUCAAACAGAAAUGUGCAUCCUGUAGCACUCACUCCAAAAUGUUUUGGGACACUGUAAAGUCCAUGGAGAAUAAGAGCACCUCCUCCCAGCUGCCCACUGCACUGAGGCUAGGAAACACUAUCACCACCGAUAAAUCUACAAUAAUCGAACAUUUCAACAAGCAUUUUGCUAUGGCUGGCCAUGCUUUCCACCUGGCUACCACUACCCCAGCCACCAGCUCUGCACCCUCCGCUGCAACUUGCCCUUGGUUUCUCAAAUGACUGCCUCGCCUGGUUCACCAACUACUUCUCAGAUAGAGUUCAAUGUGUCAAAUCGGAGGGCCUGUUGUCUGGACCUAUGGCAGUCUCUAUGGGGGUGCCACAGGGUUCAAUUCUUGGGCCGACUCUUUUCUCUGUGUAGAUCAAUGAUGUCGCUCUUGCUGCUGGUGAUUCUCAGAUCCACCUCUACGCAGUCGACACCAUUUUGUAUACAUCUGGCCCUUCAUUGGACACUGUGUUAACAAACCUCCAAACGAGCUUCAAUGCCAUACAACACUCCUUCCGUAGCCUCCAACUGCUCUUAAACACAAGUAAAACAAAAUGCAUGCUCUUCAAUCAAACGCUGCUGGCACCCGCCCACCCGACUAGAAUCACUACUCUCGACGGGUCUGACCUAGAGUAUGUGGACAACUACAAAUACCUAGGUGUCUGGUUAGACUGUAAACUCUCCUUCCAGACUCACAUUAAGCAUCUCCAAUCCAAAGUUAAAUCUAGAAUCGGCUUCCUAUUUUGCAACAAAGCCUCCUUCACUCAUGCUGCCAAACAUGCCCUCGUAAAACUGACUAUCCUACCGAUUCUUGACUUCGGCGAUGUCAUUUACAAAAUAGCCUCCAACACUCUACUCAGCAAAUUGGAUGUAGUCUAUCACAGUGCCAUCCGUUUUGCCACCAAAGCCCCAUAUACUACCCACCACUGUGACCAGUACGCUCUUGUUGGCUGGUCCUCACUACAUAUUCAUCGCCAAACCCACUGGCUCCAGGCCAUCUAUAAAUCACUGCUAGGCAAAUCCCCGCCUUAUCUUAGCUCAUUGGUCAUCAUAGCAACACCCACCCGUAGUAUGCGCUCCAGCAGGUAUAUCUCACUGGUCAUCCCCAAAGCCAACACCUCCUUUGGCCGCCAUUCCUUCCAGUUCUCUGUUGCCAAUGACUGGAACGAACUGCAAAAAUCUCUGAAGCUGGAGACUCUUAUCUCCCUCACUAACUUUAAGCAUCAGUUGUCAGAGCACCUUACCGAUCACUGCACCUGUACACAGCCCAUCUGAAAUUAGCCCACCCAACUACCUCAUCCCCAUAUUGUUAUUUAUUUUGCUAAUUUGCACCCCAGUAUCUCUAUUUGCACAGCAUCUCUUGCACAUCUAUCAUUCCAGUGUUAAUACUAAUUGUAAUUAUUUUGCACUAUGGCCUAUUUAUUGCCUUACCUCCAUAACUUGCUACAUUUGCACACCCUGUAUAUAUAUUUUCUGUUGUAUUUUUUACUUUAUGUUUUGUUUUACCCCAUAUGUAACUCUGUGUUGUUGUUUUUAUCGCACUGCUUUGCUUUAUCUUGGCCAGGUCGCAGUUGUAAAUGGGAACUUGUUCUCAACUGGCUUACCUGGUUAAAUAAAGGUGAAAUAUAUAUAUUUUUUUUUAAACAUCCUAAGGAAAUUAGAGAUUGGCUGCCAGAUUGUUUGUGGUUACUACUUAUAGCUGAAAUUGGGCGUGAAGGACAAUGUGUUUGUUAUUUGAAGAGAUUAAUAUUAUUUUGUAACAUUUAAUCAAGACCUUCCUUUCCUCUGAGUCAUACAUACAGAGAAGGUUUCGGUUCUCACAAGUCAAAAGUAACAGCUGUUACAAGCAAAUAUGGUCUUUAUCAGUUAGUCAGUGAUUCCAAAGAGAGUGUAUGUAGCUAAGAAUGUUGUCUGAUCACUUGGUCAAGAACAACAUCACACUAAAGCUGUAACGCCCUGACGUAUGGAACUCUUGUAUGUUGAGUCAGGGUGUGGAAAUCUAUGUGAUGUAUUCUAUGUUUAGGAUCUAGGUAUUUUGUUUCUAUGUUUGGCUGGGUGUGAUUCCCAAUCAGAGACAGCUGUCGCUCGUUGUCUCUGAUUGGGGAUUAUACUUAAGUAGCCUGUUUGCCUACCUUUGUUGUGGGAUCUUGUUCCUGUGUUAGGCUUGUAUUGUGUAUAGCCUUGGGCUUCACGUUACGUUGUUUAUUGAAUAAUAAACAUGUUCGCAUACCACGCUGCAGCUUGGUCUGACCCGUCUCUGAACGUUCGUGACAAAAGCUCAUUGAAUAUUUCUCCAAAUAAGAGAUCAUGGGUUUGAGAAGCUUUACCAACUGUCCAGAAUGUGAUUGUGUGAAGACUCCAACAAAGUCAGCUUCAAGUCUCCACAUUAUAUAACCUUGAUUUUUUUAAACAGAACUCUUGUGUGUUGAAUCACAGGCGACUGCCUUUUGGAUCCACCGGAGAGCAUCUUACCGUUACCCGGUGAACUCCCAGGCACCACAUACAGUCUCGACCGCCAGUGCCAGCAGAUGUUUGGGGAGGAGUUUGUGCACUGCCCCAACACUUCUGACAGUGACAUCUGCAGCCAGCUGUGGUGCAGGGAGGAGGGCAAGCCCCACUGCACCACCAAUAACGGCAGCCUUCACUGGGCGGAUGGCACCAUGUGCGCCACCAACAGGAGCUGUCUGCACGGUGCAUGCAUGGCAGCCCACGAGGUCAUGCAGCCAAAGGUAAGCCCUAGUUUUUCUCAGAAAAGGGGAGGAUUUUGACACAAACUCUGUCUCAGAAUGCCCUGUUAGUUACUAUAUGUUUAUUCAUGUUUCUGUGAUAGAGUAUUUCCUUCCUGCAUUGUAAGGAAGAAUGUACUUUUGAAAGUACAAGCUCUUUAGCAUGUGUCAAUAAACUCGAUUUAUAAAUUGACAUGCUGGCAGUUAAUAUACUUUUUGCUCACCCACUAGUAAAAGCUUGUGAAAACACACCUACAUGCACACAGUUUACUUUAGUCUUGCCAAGUGCGCCAUGGGUUCCGCAAGUGGUGAUACAUAGGGCAGGAAUGUGGGAGACAGCAGAAGCGUGCCACAGAUUUACCCAAAUCAUGGCAUGCCAAGAGACGCCGAGGCCCCAGCCUAGACUGUGGGUGAGUUGGACGGCUCAUGUUAUCAUGGCACUCAAUACUCACUCUGUUUCGUUUUGGCUUUACCACAGGUGGUUGUGGAUGGCGGCUGGGGUGCGUGGGGACCAUCGCAACUGUGCUCCAGGACAUGUGGAGGGGGUGUGGAGUUCUCCUACAGGGAGUGCACAGAUCCCGUGCCCCAGAAUGGCGGAAAGUACUGCGAGGGCCAGAGAGUCCAGUACCAGUCCUGCAACACCCAGGCGUGUAAGAAUAAUGAUGGUAAGGAAUAUUUUGUCUAGGCACUUGCACUACAGAAUUUCGCUUUAUUUAUAUAGUGGUGAGCUAUAGUGGUGUUUUUAACCUAGAUUUUCAAUAAAUGUGUCUCCUUUGAUAUUAGUUUGAUGGAUAAUUUGUUUCCCUUUGUCAUUUUCUCCAACCUUAGGGAAGAGUUUUAGAGAGGAGCAGUGUGAGAAGUACAACAGCUUCAACUAUCUUGACAUUCUUGGGAACAUGAAGCAAUGGAUUCCAAAGUACGCUGGUGUGUCGCCCCGGGACAGGUGUAAACUCUUCUGCAGGGCCAAAGGCAGCAGUGAAUUCAAAGUCUUUGAAGCCAAGGUACAUUCACUAAAAAUCAUCUGUAGAAUGUUGGCCACUGUAAAUAAAUAGCUUGCCAUCACUGUUUGGUGAAUCACAGUGUUAAGUAAAUUGAGACCUCAAGUUUGCAUUUGUGCUCCAUAGGUUGUCGACGGCACCACAUGUGGUCCCGACACUACGUCUGUCUGUGUACAAGGCCAAUGUGUCAAGGCGGGCUGUGACCAAGAGAUCGGUUCAAACAAGAGGCUUGACAAGUGUGGCUUGUGUGGUGGGAAUGGCCUCAGUUGCAGGAAGAUCACUGGUUCAUACAACAAAGUCACGUGAGUAUACCUAAAUAUUCCAAUUCCAAUUAUGGUAACAGGCAUGUAUGACCCUAAUAUAAUGUCACAGCUAUUAUUGUCUUAUAAUGAUCCAGACUAAAUAACAGUCAAAUUUAGAAAGCAUUAUUGGUUGAUUGUCUUUUGUGCUGCUGAUGUGAUUACAGCUGUAAUGAGACAUUUGCUUUUUUCUUUCAGUUACGGAUAUAGCGACAUUGUGACCAUACCUGUUGGGGCUACCAAUAUUGACAUCAAACAGCGAAGCCAUAGAAACAUCAAACAUGAUGGAAACUACCUGGCGAUCAAGCGAGAGAGCGGUGGCUACAUACUGAAUGGUAACUUCUCUGUGUCCACUGUGGAACAGGAUAUCCCUGUUCUCGGGGCUGUGCUGAAGUACAGUGGCUCAUCCACCACCUUGGAGAGAAUCCAGAGCUUCAGACAACUGAGGGAGGCCGUCACCAUCCAGUUGCUGGCCACUGCUGGGGAGGCAUUUCCACCCAAGGUCAAAUACACAUUCUUUAUCCCCAAAGAUGUGUAUUUCACUAAAUCCAAAGAGAGAAAGGCUUCAUUGCAUAUGAUCCAGGCUUUCGGUGUGCCCCAGUGGCAUUUGGGCGAAUGGUCAGAGUGCUCCAAGAGCUGCAGCUCCGGGUGGUCCCGAAGGAACGUUGAAUGCAGAGACAACGCUGGUUUCCAUUCCAAUACCUGCGAUAAGGACCUGAAACCCACAGAUAUCAGACCCUGUGCUGAUCUGCCGUGCCCCAUCUGGCAAAUGGGGCCUUGGUCAUCCUGUUCACGAACUUGUGGCCAGGGGGAACGCAGACGCAGUGUUGUCUGUAUAGACUACACCGGCAAGACUGUAGAGUCGGAGAAGUGUGACGCUAACAAGCAACCUGCGCCAGUGUCGGGAGAGUGUGUUUACCAAGAGUGCUAG
Coregonus sp. 'balchen' is the source of this 13260-nucleotide messenger RNA. Lineage: Eukaryota; Metazoa; Chordata; Actinopteri; Salmoniformes; Salmonidae. The record is from the annotation of a GenBank genome assembly.